Myotis daubentonii (Daubenton's bat) is the source of this 4085-nucleotide messenger RNA. It is a transcript of the gene ALDH4A1, whose product is annotated as aldehyde dehydrogenase 4 family member A1. Gene Ontology annotation, molecular function: L-glutamate gamma-semialdehyde dehydrogenase (NAD+) activity. The record is from RefSeq and is a predicted model, not a curated record. Lineage: Eukaryota; Metazoa; Chordata; Mammalia; Chiroptera; Vespertilionidae.
CUUUCCGAGGUAGUGCGCUCCGGGCGGGGCCGCGCCGUCAGGUUGCGACCCGGUACACUGUCCGGAGAACAGCCACACCGCGAGCUGAGAUGCCGCCGCUGCCGCCCGUGCUUCGCCGCGCCCUGCUGGCCCGCCCCUGGAGUGGGGCCAGGCUUCGGUGGAAACACGCCUCCUCCCUGAAGGUGGCCAACGAGCCCAUCUUGGCGUUCACCAAAGGCAGCCCCGAGCGAGAUGCACUGCAGAAGGCCUUGAAGGACCUGAAGGGCCAGACCGAAGCUAUCCCGUGCGUGGUGGGGGAUGAGGAGGUGUGGACCUCAAACGUGCAGUACCAGGUGUCGCCCUUUAACCAUGGACACAAGGUGGCCAAGUUUUGCUAUGCAGACAAGGCCCUGCUCAACAAAGCCAUUGAGGCCGCCUUGGCCGCCAGGAAGGAGUGGGACCUGAAGCCCGUCACAGACCGGGCCCAGAUCUUCCUGAAGGCAGCAGACAUGCUGAGCGGGCCGCGCAGGGCAGAGGUCCUUGCCAAGACAAUGGUGGGACAGGGUAAGACAGUGAUCCAAGCGGAGAUCGACGCGGCAGCCGAGCUGAUCGACUUCUUCCGAUUCAACGCCAAGUUUGCCGUGGAGCUGGAGGGGGAGCAGCCCAUCAGCGUGCCGCCCAGCACCAACAGCGUGGUGUACCGGGGGCUGGAGGGCUUUGUGGCAGCCAUCUCCCCUUUUAACUUCACUGCGAUUGGCGGCAACCUGGCGGGGGCGCCGGCCUUGAUGGGCAAUGUGGUCCUUUGGAAGCCCAGCGACACGGCCAUGCUGGCCAGCUACGCCGUCUACCGCAUCCUCCGCGAGGCUGGCCUGCCCCCCAACAUCAUCCAGUUUGUGCCAGCUGACGGGCCCACAUUUGGGGACACGAUUACCAGCUCAGAGCACCUGUGCGGCAUCAACUUCACAGGCAGCGUGCCCACCUUUAAAAACCUGUGGAAGCAGGUAGCCCAGAACCUGGAUCGCUAUCGCACCUUCCCACGCCUGGCCGGAGAGUGCGGUGGGAAGAACUUCCACUUUGUGCACCGCUCAGCGGACGUGGACAGCGUGGUGAGCGGGACCCUGCGCUCAGCCUUCGAGUACAGUGGCCAGAAGUGCUCAGCCUGCUCCCGCCUCUACGUGCCUCACUCGCUGUGGCCUCAGAUCAAAAAGCGGCUGCUGGAGGAGCACAGCAGAAUCAAAGUGGGCGACCCUGCAGAAGACUUCGGGGCUUUCUUCUCUGCAGUGAUUGAUGCCAAGUCCUUUGGUCGCAUCAAGAAGUGGCUGGAUCACGCCCGCUCCUCGCCCAGCCUCACUGUCCUGGCGGGCGGCAAGUGUGACGACUCUGUGGGCUACUUCGUGGAGCCCUGCAUUGUGGAGAGCAAGGACCCUCAGGAGCCCAUCAUGAAGGAGGAGAUCUUCGGGCCUGUGCUGACCGUGUACGUCUACCCAGACGACAAGUACAGGGAGACGCUGCGGCUGGUGGACAGCACUACCAGCUACGGCCUCACGGGGGCAGUGUUCGCCCAGGAUAAGGACGUUGUCCGGGAGGCCACCGAGAUGCUGAGGAACGCUGCCGGCAACUUCUACAUCAACGACAAGUCCACUGGCUCGGUGGUGGGCCAGCAGCCCUUUGGGGGAGCCCGAGCCUCUGGAACCAAUGACAAGCCCGGGGGGCCCCACUACAUCCUGCGGUGGACGUCGCCCCAGGUCAUCAAGGAGACCCACAAACCUCUGGGGGACUGGCGCUACUCGUACAUGCAGUGAGCCCCUCGGCGCCUCCGCCGUUCACCUGUUUGUCCGUCCAGGUGACUGACCUCGGUGCACUGGGCCUACCCAGCCCCUCCACCCUGCUCCCUGGAGGGCAGCCCCUUUUCUAGAGCCAAGGGCUGGCCCCGAGCCCCCCACUGGCCCGUAUCCUGGCCUGUCUCACAUCUCGGGGUCAGGUGCCCAGCCCUGGUUUGAUCCUGCUGGGAAGGGACAGGCGUGCUGCCCCUCAUCCCAUCGGCCGUCCUAGGAAUUACCUCUCAGAGGGUGACCUUGGCCGGCUGGCUCGCCAUCUUUUCUCCUCUUGCUUCUGCACGGUGGCCCAGUGGUGUCGCAGGGGUGGGGAACGUUUGGCCCGAGGGCCAUGUAAGGCCCACAGAAUCGUUUGGUCUGGCCCUGCCAAGGCAUUAGGGGUGAGUUAAUUAAAUGUUUGACCGAAUAGAGCAGGCUGAUUUUUAAGUUGAUAAUGUUGUCUGGCCUGAGAAUGAUGUUAUAAAUAUCCAAAUGGCCCUUGGCAGAAAAAAGGUUCCCCACCCCUGGUUUAGGGACUUGGGGGAUGACAGUGGGGCAGCUCCCGAUCCCUUGGGAGAAAGGAGGCGCUCUGGGCCCCUUGGCACCCUCAUUACCCACAGGGCUCCUGGCCUUGGCCCUGGCGUCUCCAGGGCUGCAGGAGUGGGUGUGACCAGGGCAGUCUGCAGGGUGCCCGGGCACUAGCUGACGUUGCCCUCCUUGGUCUGGGUCAUCCUCCUUUCACACUAGCUCUUUGCCCAGCCACACGAGCCAGUGGGUCCCUGUGCCUGACCUUAAGCCUUAGAUGCCCAUGUGCCUUUCUCCAGGGCUCCUGCCUGCCCAUGUGAUUCCUGACCGUCUCCAUGUGGUGAGGCUGGGGGGCCGCUGGAGGCCACCUGCCAAGAUGUGGGACAUGCUGGUCCUUCCUGUUGGGGCUGGGAUUUUGGAAACUGUGGAUGGGCCCAGCCUCCAGGACGGCCACCCUCAGCUGCGUUGGCCUGGUUUCCCUGCGGGAGCUCAGUUCCCACUGGCUGCGGUAGCACAGGCCCAGGUAGAUGUUGCUCCCACUCUCCCAUCCCCCUGAGACCUACCCUAGGUCCUCGUCCUGCCAGGACCUGGGAUUGCCCGUAGAAUCUUCUUCCUUUGCAUGCGAGUGGCUUUGCGUGGACUGGCCUUGGGGGUCCUGUUCUUCGUUUGAUGCAGCCAGUUGGUGGACUCUUACAACUAGGUUGGGUUCUGAGUGGGCAGGGAUCUGUAAGGGGUGACUUUGGAGAGCAGUUUUUAUGGAGCCGUAAAAGUGCUGGGCCCUCCUCAAGGACAGCUGUCAGGGGCUCCCCAUAGGGUAGGGUGGCCAUUGCCCAAGUGCCAUGACCUCACACUGGGCCAGAGGUCAGGGGUGAGUGCCGAUGCCGCCUGGCAGGGUGCGGGUUCUGCACCAUUUCCCACAAGGCACCAGGUCAGGAGGCUGGGUGGGUGGGGUGGAGAUGUUCCUGGUUCUGCUGGCUCUACACUGUGAGGUGCCAUGGGACUCGCCCUGACGUCACCCAAUAAAAUACCUGUGACUUAACCAAAUCGGUCUUUCUCGUGGGGGUGGGGGACAGCUUCUAAGUCUGAUGGCAUUGCCAGCGUGUCAUUGGGUGUGAGGAGUGCAGUGCCCUCGGUGCUAUGGAAGGAAGGGCAGGCACUGAUGUAUGGGAAUACCUGCUGCGGUGGUGGGACCUCUGGAGCCAGAUGGGCUGGGUUCAAAUCCCAGCUCCAAAAAGCUGUGCAACCUCUCUGGCCUUCUAUCUCUCCAUCUGUAAGAUGGGAAAAGUAAUAUAUGUGAUAUGUAUGCCCACACAGGUUGUCAUGAGAAUUAAAUGAGUUAAUCAACGUAAGUGUUUAGAACAACGCCAGACACAGAAUUCAUGGUUCGCCAAUGUUGCCCAUUUACCCAUUGUGUAACAGCCACUGCUAUGUGCUGUGAUAAGUUUACAUGCCUGGAUAUUUUAGCUAAAUGUUAUUCUAGAUGUUUCUGUGAAGGUGUUCUUGGAUGAGAUUAACAUUUAAAUCAGUGGGCUUUGAGAAAGCAGAUUACCCUCCAUAAUGUGGGUGGGCCUCAUCCAAUCAGUUGAAGGCCUUAACAGAAAAAGACCGACCUUCCCGAACAAGAAGGAAUUCUGCCAGGAGACUGCCUGUGGACUCAGCCGCUGCUCCUCCCGGGCCUCCGGGCUGCCAGCCUACUGGCAGAAUUUGGAUUUCCUGACCCCACAGUCUUGUGAGCCAUUUCCUUACAUUAAACCUGUCUCUCUGUGC